AUGCCUUCAAACGAAUUUUUCGGCUACACACUCACCAACCUGGGUCCCCUGACCACCACGUUUACGGCCCCAUCGUCAUGUGCGACGAAAAGUGACAACUUAGUAUGGUAUUCGCGCUUUGACUCGACCGUGACGGGAAUAGGAACAGACAGGUACCUUGGCCAGGAGUCAUGCGGCGACGGAGUGACACGAGGUGCUUGCACACCGUCCGGCGAGGCUAUCGACAAACUUGUAUCGGCAUCUCCAUCAUCCAGUAACAUUUGGUAUCACUCACCGGGAAUCGCCUGUCCUAGUGGUUGGACAACCGCUGGCACACUAAAAGGCGGUGCAGAACCAACGGGCUCUGGUGUGUUCAACCAAGAGGCAAUCACACCGUGGGGAAACGAGAGUUCUUACCAGGCCAUCUUACUUCCCCAACUGUUCGCAAAUGCGCUUGGCAACGAUGAAACAAUGGCUAUGUGCUGCCCAAGUGGCUGGGUAGCCGAACCGCUCGGUGGAUCAUGCUCAUCCUCAAUCGGCAAUCUCGGUUCAGUAUCGCAAUCAACUGCUUGUCAUAAGUACUGGACCGACUUGGAUGUUGACGAUGUGUAUGUGACAUCGUAUGCUGGCAAGACGUGGGAUCCGCCUCUCAGAUCACAAUCUCCCAUCACCGAAGAACCCAUCACCGCUACGAGGACUUUAGCCAACACUGAAACCGGAACGUUCGUUCGUUACGAAACAGACAGUAUUUACUUAGCCACGCAAACAGGAGGCUUACUCAUGGUCUACAAAGAGGCCGAACUGAACGCAUCAAAGGGGGACGAUGGGAAAGGGGCAGGAACCGUGACCAGAGUUGGGAUUGUCUUACCAAUGCUUUCUGUGGCGCUCUCCCUGUUCUUGGGUUCAGGACUAGCACUGUGA
Messenger RNA from Clonostachys rhizophaga, 900 nucleotides. The record is from the annotation of a GenBank genome assembly. Lineage: Eukaryota; Fungi; Ascomycota; Sordariomycetes; Hypocreales; Bionectriaceae.